Fragaria vesca subsp. vesca is the source of this 3534-nucleotide messenger RNA. Its product is annotated as ADP-ribosylation factor GTPase-activating protein AGD3-like. Bases 1 to 3534 code for a protein of 1177 amino acids. The record is from RefSeq and is a predicted model, not a curated record. Gene Ontology annotation, molecular function: GTPase activator activity; protein binding. The transcript is spliced from 21 exons. Gene Ontology annotation, cellular component: cytoplasm. Lineage: Eukaryota; Viridiplantae; Streptophyta; Magnoliopsida; Rosales; Rosaceae.
AUGACUUUCGCAAAGCUCGAUGAUUCGCCAAUGUUCCGCCAGCAGUUGCAUGGCUUGGAAGAAGGAGCAGAGGCAUUUAGGGGAAGAUGUUCUAAGUUUUACAAAGCAUGUCGAAAGUACACAGAAGGGCUUGGAGAAGCUUACGAUGGGGAAAUCGCUUUUGCAACUGCCCUUGAAACUUUUGGCGGAGGGCAUAAUGAUCCUAUAUUUGCAGCUAUGGGGGGUCAUUUUAUGACGAGAUUCACAAUUGCAUUGAGAGAAAUUGGAACAUACAAGGAAGUUUUGCGGUCACAGGUAGAGCACAUGCUAAAUGAUAGGCUGCUGCAAUUUGUAAAUGUUGACCUCCAUGAUGUCAAGGAAGCCAGAAAGCGUUUUGAUAAGACUUCACUUAUAUAUGAUCAGGCACGUGAGAAGUUUUUGUCGUUGAGGAAGAGCACUAGAAUGGAUAUAGCUGCUAGUAUAGAGGAGGAACUGAAUAAUGCAAGAUCCUCAUUUGAGCAAGCCCGCUUCAACCUGGCUACUGCUCUCUCUGAAAUUGAGGCCAAAAAGAAGUUUGAGUUUCACGAAGCUGUUAGUGGGGUGAUGGAUGCUCAUCUUCGUUACUUCAAACAGGGAUAUGAGCUACUGUACACAAUGGAACCGUAUAUUCAUCAGGUUUUGGAUUAUGCACAACAGACUAGAGAAAGUUGCAACGAGGAACAGACAAUUCUCAAUGAAAGAAUACUAGAGUACAGGAGGCAGAUUGAUAGGGAAAGCAGGCAGUCCUUACGUGGUUGUCAUGGUUCUGUUAGUGGAGAUAGUCUGCAGCCUUUGGCUAGAAGAUCAAAUAAAGUGAUAGAGGAAGUGAUGCAAUCUGCUGCAAAGGGGAAGAUUCAAACCAUUCGUCAAGGAUAUCUCUCAAAACGGUCAUCCAAUCUGAGAGGUGACUGGAAAAGAAGGUACUUCAUUCUUGAUAGUCGAGGGAUGCUGUAUUACUAUCGAAAACCAUGGAACUGGUCAUCUGUAAGGCAGUCUCCACAGAAGAAUAAUUCCUCUGAGAAUGGCACUGGGAUUUUGAGUCGAUGGCUUUCUUCCCACUAUCAUGGUGGAGUGCAUGAUGAAAAAUCCGUUGCACGUCACACUGUCAACUUGCUGACAUCGACAAUAAAGGUUGAUGCAGACCAGACAGACUUAAGGUUCUGCUUCAGGAUUAUAUCACCUUCAAAGAUUUACACUUUGCAGGCAGAGAAUGCACUUGACCAAAUGGAUUGGAUUGAGAAAAUAACUGGAGUAAUUUCUUCAUUAUUGAGUUUCCAGGCACCUGAGAGGCGUCUGUCAACUAGCCAAGCGAGUAGCGAGGAUCAAUUCUCUGCAAGCGAGAUCAACUCAUUAGAAACUUACCCUGAUGUUGAUCAGACAGCCAUUCAGGACCAAUCACCAAGAAUCUUCACUAAUAAUUAUUUUCGUGCCUACAAAAGUUUGCAACCUUAUAAGCCGAGUGUGAAGACUGAGAAGCCAAUUGACAUAUUGAGAAGAGUACGUGGUAAUGACAAGUGUGCUGAUUGUGGGGCACCUGAACCAGAUUGGGCAUCCUUAAACCUUGGUAUUCUUAUUUGCAUUGAAUGUUCUGGUGUUCAUCGCAAUCUUGGUGUACAUGUAUCAAAGGUUAGAUCACUGACACUUGAUGUGAAAGUAUGGGAACCUUCUGUCUUAACCUUGUUUCAAUCUCUGGGGAAUGCUUUUGCAAACUCGAUUUGGGAGAAGAUGUUGCCUUCAAAAAGUACUUCACUGUCUGAUGAUAUUCUUACUGGAAAUUCAAUUGAUCAAUCUCUGGUGACAAAACCCUGUUAUGAUGAUAUGAUUUCAGUAAAGGAGAGAUUCAUUCAAGCAAAGUAUGCAGAAAAGCGUUUUGUUUGUCCCAGACAGAUCAGUCAGAAACUCCACCCUGUGGAGCAACAGUUGUGGAAAAGCGUCUAUACGAAUGACAAGCAAGCUGUUUACCGCUAUAUUGUAAGCUUUGAAGCUGAUAUUAAUGAGGCUUACAAUUCUACAGACAAGCCUUCCUCAAGUAGUUCAAAUUUAUCAAGUAAAAGAGAAGAUAGCCUCAUAGAAAACAUCGCUGAGGGUUGUUCCCUGCUUCACAUAGCCUGCCAAGUUGCUGAUAUUGGCAUGGUAGAGCUACUUUUACAGUAUGGUGCAAAUAUAAACGCUUCUGAUUUGAAAGGCCAAACGCCACUCCAUUAUUGUGUUAUGAGAGGGAAUCCUGCUAUUACAAAGAUGCUUCUCAUGAGAGGAGCAGAUCCUCAAGCCACUGACAGAGAAGGUAAAACACCAAGUAAGCUUGUAUCAGAAUCAGCCGUAAAUGACAAUGGGAUGCUUUCUAUGCUAAACACAGGCAGGAUUUCUCCUGAAACUGUCUCUGGUUCCACAAGACGCUCGAAUCCACAAGAGAUCUAUCGUGUUCACGCUUCCCUUGAAUCAAAUAUCAUGCUGAACGACGACAUACUUGGCCUGAUCCUUGAAAAAAUCCUACACCAAGAAGACAGAGACUCGUUCGCGGAGGUGUGCAAGCAAUGGUUAAGAGUGCGACGUCUAAACCGAAGAUAUCUUCUGCUUUACGAUUGCAUACCGGCGGGGGACUUUACAUUCCCAAACUUAGUCGAUGUCAGGACAUGGAUGAUGCCUAACCGCAGUGGAGUCAUAAUUGAACCGCCGCCCGACGCCCGCCUCAUCUCGAUAGCCAAAGCAUGUCCCAGACUCGAGAGUUUGACGGUGGGCAUUUAUGACGACGAACAACAGGUCGAUGGUGACGGUGCUUAUGGCCCAGAAAGUAUGCAUGCUUUGGCAACUGGGUUCCCCAACUUGUCUGAGCUUAUAUUCUGGGGGAGAAAGGUGGUGGGAAAUCCUGCAGUUGUUGCGUUUUUUCACUCAACACAUAAGAACUUGAAGGAAUUGUAUGUGAUAGAUAAUGUUCUUAUCUCUGACCCAGCAGUUAGAGCAAUUGGAUCAUCAUCCAUAAUCACCUUGGAAUUGGAAUGUUGUGAUAACGUUACUGAUGUGGGAUUAGGGUUUUUGGCAGCCUCAAAAACUAUCGAGAUUCUGACCCUCACAAAGUGCCCUAAAAUCACUGAUGCCUGUGUCGAGCUAUUGCGUAGCAUGUGUAGAUUGGUUUACCUGUCAUUCACCUGCAAGGUGAAAAAUCAAUUGACUGAAACUGGAGUCGUGGCGAUUUCUAGAAUUCAAACCCUAAAGCAAUUGAAUUUGAGUAAUCUGGACAUGUCAGACCGCGCCAUGGUCGCUCUUGCCAAGAAUUGCAGCAACUUGGAGGAACUUGCUUUAGAGAAUUCUGAGGUGACCGGAACUGGCGUUCGUGCAUUUUCAGGUCAUAAAUACCUGAAAUUUCUUUCAGUAAUGUAUUAUUUGCCUUGCAACCAGUUGCCUUACAACUUCAAGCUAUCAGAGUUGAAAUACAACUUCGAUCAAUCAGAUGUGGAACACAUAGCGCUUAGAUGCCCGUCAUUGGACUGUGUUGUAUUAUUCGAGUGGUUUAAAUAG